Molecule: messenger RNA, 5964 nt
Organism: Trichobilharzia regenti
Lineage: Eukaryota; Metazoa; Platyhelminthes; Trematoda; Strigeidida; Schistosomatidae
Source: the annotation of a GenBank genome assembly
AUGUUUACCACAAAAAAUUUGAACAACUUUAUCUCAAUAAACACGUAUAAAUUCCUGAAUAAAAUGAAUGAUGAAAUAAGCCGGAAUAUUCCUCAAAGUUCUUCACACUCCACACAAAAUAUAAUGAGUACUAAAAAUAGUAAUCCUGAAAUGAAUACUGAUGAUAAUAAUAAUAGUAAUAAUACAGUCCCAAAGUAUCAAGGAAGACCCUUAGCUAUCGCUGAAGAAUGGAUUCAAGCAACAGAAGCAAGAUAUGAUUCUAUGGAAAAUUUAUUACAAUCUGUCCGUCGUGAUAUUGAUGUCUUAACAGAACGUUUAAAUCAAACAACUCCAACAUCACCUGAAUUAAUUCGAUCAUCGAGAACAAUGUCGACAAUGAAGACGACACCGCCACCACCCCCAGGAACAACAAGAACAAAAUCAUCGAGACCAACACCACCACCACCACCACCACGAAUUCCAUCCUCAAUUUCAUCGAGUCGAAAAGAUGUUAUGGAUAAUUUUAAAUGUAUGGAUGACGAGCCGAUAUUAUUAUUGACUGAUAAAGAUGAAUUUAUGGAUAUACAUAUACGAUCUGUAAGAGAAAAUGUUGACUUUGAUAAUGAAGAGAAAUUAUUGGAUUGUGAUUUUGUACAUCAAGUUGCUGAUGCUAGUACAACUACUAAUGAUGAUAAUGAUAUUAAUAAUAACAAUAAUGAAGAAAAAUAUCUACAGAAAACCUGGCGAUCUCCAUCAGAUUUUAGUCUUCAUGAUCCAUUCUAUGAUAAAUCAUUUACAGAUGUGAAUAUGCACAGUAGAGAACGAGGAGAUGCCGGAGAUGACGAAGACGAGGAUGAUGAUGAAAUAAUUCGAUAUAAUUUUAAUUCACAUGAUCAUCAAUCAGUUAUUGAAACUGAUCUAGACGAUUAUAAACCUGAACAUCAUGAAAAUAGUAAUACUGAAUCAGAAAGCAGCAGUCUAUCACCAGCUAUUUCACCAACAUUUAGUAAUUAUGUUUCAGAUGAAGUAAAAUUACAUAAUAUUAUUAUAUCAAAUGAUGAUACAAUUACAUUCCCAAUCAGUGCUAAUUAUUCACGAAAUAGUAGUAGUAACAACAGUAAUAACCGUGAGGAAAUUGAGCAUAAUAUGCAUAGUAAUACUAAUGGUAAUAAUGUAUCAUUAAAUAGUGAAGAUUUUCAACUCUAUGAUAAUGGACAUUCAUUGACAACAAUCGAUGAAGCUUCAGAAGAGAAUGAUGAUGACUGGUCAUCAUCAGAACAUGAUUCACCAGUGAAUAAUAAUAUUCAUUAUACGACAACAACAACAACUACAGAACAACAGCAAGUAUUAUUAAAAGAGAAUAAUUCUAAAGCAUACAAGUCAAUACCUGACUAUAGUCGAAAUAAUCAAUUAUUGACAAAUCAAUCAACAAAUGAAGAAUUUAAAUUAUUGUCAUCUAAUAAUGCUAAUAAUAAUGUUGAACAACAUAAUAUUACAGAAACUGGUGAAUACACCGAUCUUGACAAUACCUUAAAGCAUAAAGUUAAUGAUAAUAAUAACUACAGUGAAUCAUUUGUAUUUCAUGCGAAAGAUAUCACUAUUAGCGAUUCUGGAUUACAAACACCUGAGCUUAUUAUAUUACGACGUAAAAAAGCAGGGAAUUCAACUGUUAAUAGUGAGAAUUGUAAAAAACAACAACAGCGUCCACUUUCCGCGGAUAUAUUACACACUAUAACUACGACUAGUACUAUUGCUUCCACGAGUGUUUCAACUACUGAUACUCCAAUCAUUAGUAAUAAAAAUAACAAAAGCUUAGAUAAAUCAGAUUCAGGUUCUUUAGUAUCCAUGUUAUCAACAAUAAGUCAAGAAAGUGUUGUAAGUGAAGUAGACUCUUAUGUAACUGUAUGUAGUCGAUUAGCUGGUACAGGUAGUGAAGAAGCCUAUACAACUGCACAAAGUGAUUCUGAUGGAUUUAUUGAUCGUACACUAUAUGCAGAUGUACAAACAGAUAAUGAUGAUUGUCAGACAUUAUCACGUAAAAAACCAAAAACAUCAACAUCAUCUCAUUAUCGUAAUAAUAAAUAUAAAAUUGAGUUGAGUCAUGAUGAUACAGAUAGUCAAUCAGCUUCUGAUAUUGAGAAGGAUGUCAGUGGUGAAGGUGAAGAAAUUGGAAAUGUUAUUGUUUAUGAAUCGAGGAAAAUGACACCAAUAUCAGCAACUGUUGUAACACCGAAAUUUACUAAAUUACCAACAAAACUUAUUGCAUAUUCUAGUGAAGUAAAUAAUAAUGAUGAUGAAAAUGAUGAGGAUGAUAAAAAAGGUUUAUCAGGAGAAAUUUUCUGUCAUGGGGAUAAUAAUAUGACACAAAAUAGAAAAAUGGAUAAGAAAUAUGAAGAAUUAUCAGUUAUUGUACAUAAUGUAUCGAAUGAAAAUCAAGAUAAUAACAAAAUGAUGAAUAGGCAAGUUUCUUCAACUCUUUCCAAGCGUAUUGCAUUAAAACGACCAAAUCGUCGAACCAAUACACCAAAAGGUAUACCAUCAGAAGUAUCUAACACUUCUGAUUCAGACAAUGAAUAUGAUGACUCAGCGCCGAAUUCACCUCCUUCAUCUCCUUCCUCUACAUCUUCAUCGAAUUCCGAUGAAUUAAAUGAAGCUCACUAUGACACUUCACAAUCAGAAUCAUGGAUGGAUAUAAAUUAUAAACAACUUGGCGGUAUUAUUCAACCUAACACUGUAUAUCGAUCAAAUUUAUAUUCUGUACCAAGUGAAACUAAAAAGAAACGAUUAUCAAAAAUUGUUGAAUCAAGUCAAUGUUCAUUAAACGAUGGUGAUGAUGACGAUGAUGGUAACGAUGAGAAUGAUUAUAAUAAUAAUCAAGAAUCUCAUUUAAAUCAAACUACCGAUUCUAAUCUUCUUGAAAUUACUAAUGUAAAUAAUCAGGCGAAUACUUUAUCUUCAAAUUCAUUAAAAAGAGAAGAAGCUGUAGUUGUAGUACCUAAAUUCUCUAAUACAAAUUUACCGCCACUACCCACAAAUAUAUUUAAAUCUGAUACGUUUAAACAAGAAUUGAUCAAUAAGAAUACAAGGGCGUUGACUCAAUCUGAUUAUUCAUUGGUUAAAAAUAAUGAACCAGUCACACCCGGUGUACAACAUACUAAAGACAAUGAUAAUGACAAUAUUACUGUCAAUGAUCAAAGUAAUAAACCUAUACCAAUUAAUUGUUUAAAUAAUUAUCAUAAAGAAGAAAGUGAAAAACUACAAUUGGAAAUAAUAGAUAAAAAUGGGAAAAUAUCUAUUAGGAAAAAUAAUCAGGAUGAAAAUUCCACCAGUCAAUAUGUGAAAAAUCCAAAUGAUCCUAUAAAUGAAAAUACUGAAUUGUCUAAGCCAAAUGAAAAUAUAUUGAGGAAUAAACUAAAUAAAGAAAACGAUCCUACUGAUAAAGACACGAGUGGAAAUCAAAAUAAAACAAUGUAUAAUAAUAUGAGACUACCUCAAUCAUCAACAUCAACAAAACAACACUUUUUCCCAAAACACGUAAACACGAAUGAUUAUCAAUCGCCAUCAACGGAAGAGAAAACUGGUUACAGACUAAAUGGACACAACCAAGUCAUUCAGCAUCCUAAUUCGCCAAACAUCUACUCAUCAAAUAUAUACGAUAACACUGUAACAGGAUCAUCAUACAGAGAUGAUAAAUUGCAAACCACCUAUCCAAAGUCCUAUCAUACGGAAUAUAGUGGUUAUUCACAGCCUCAGGAUGGUACAUCACUGAGGCCAGAAAAUCGUACGCUACACAUAAGGGAUGAAACAAACCUGAAAAAGCCAUAUGAUAUUCAUACAGUAUAUUAUAAUGAAACUAUUUAUGACAAUGAAUUAGAUGAAUGUAAUAAAUCCAGUAAAUCGUUUCCCCAACCUAAAAAUCAACCAUCAACAGCAAUAUCACCAUCUUCAUCAUCAAUCUUGGCGAAAUCACCAUUUAUUAUAGAAGAUCGUUCAAGGCAAUGUAAUACACGGGGUCAUUUAUUUCAAGAAAAAGAAGUUUCAACCAAUUCAAUGCCAUUUGUAACAGUAGAAGAAAUUACAUCUCAUCGUAAAUAUCAAUAUCAGCAUCAAAAUCAACCGCAUUCUGAAACAUUAACUGUGAAACAAGAUGAUAUUCAGCUGGCAUCACAGAGAAAAAGUCGUAUUCUACAAGGUGAUGGAAGUGAUUUAAGCUAUCCCAAUAAUGAUGAUUCUAUAAGAUAUAUACCAGGCCCUCUGCUACCUGACAUCCAGAUGCCACAGAAAACUUAUAUUGAAAGUCAGUCAGUAACAACAAUGCUAGAUAAAAAUGCUCAAAGUUAUAAAGGGAAUGAGACGACAGUAACAGACGUAACUGGAAUUGGUAAUGAUGAAGAGACUUACAAUUAUCAUUCAUACGAAUCUGUAACAGUUAAAGAUGAGACACACAAACCAGUAAUUAAGCCUGAUGAGGCUAAUAAAAGUUCCCAGGAAAAUUCUUAUCCUAUAUUACCGUCUCCUAAUUAUAAAACAGAAUCAAACUACAAUGUAAUAAGUGACGAAUCUGUUAAAGUAAAUGCAUCAAUGAAAAACCUUCAAUCCUCCAGUUAUACUCCUUCUACAAAAUUAACUCAAAAACCUACUGAAUUUGUAUAUAGACAAAGACAAAUGAGUCCAAGUCCACCUAGACAUCGACAUAUGCUUUCUUCGAAUUCACUUACAUCAAAACCACCAUCACAAUAUAUUCAACGAACAAAAUGGCAUUUAAAACCAAUACCAACUGAUGAAGAAAUACGUGAAAGACUAAGAAGUUCUAGUCGUAAAAGAUUUGAAGAACGUAAAUCACGUUCAAUACAAAAUCCACAACCAACAACAUAUCGUCCACGUAGUUCACGUUCCGAUUCACGUUAUCGAUUUACAGAUUUAGAUUCUGCUAUUGCUGAAUCAAAACUUGAUACAAAUGAAGCAAUAUUAUAUCAGGGGAAUACAGAAAGUGAUUCACAUUCAGAAGCAAGACAAUCUGCUUCAUUAUUUGAUUUAGAUGCACAAAUUCAUAAAUCGUAUACACCAAUUAUACCGAGUUAUCAACAUCAUACUGAAGUUUAUAACACGAUAAAUCAAACAGAUCAAUUAGCAAUGACUAAGUUUCUUGGUGAUACAAAAUCGUAUAGUUCUUUAUUAGAAACUGAUAUUGAUACUGGGGAAAAUUUUAAACGACCAGUAAUCCUUGAAACAGACCUAGAUAAGCUGAAUACACAAAUAAACGAUGGUUCAUUUGAUGCUGCUUUAGUUGAUACCUAUCAGGAUAGAACACGUAGCCUGUAUAAUCUGACUUUCACACAUACACCUGGUGUAUUUCGUCGACAAAGAUCAAAUGAUAUAAAUGGUGAUAGUAAAAUUCAACCGAAUGAAAUUGAAUUAAUUCAGUCGCCUGAUGGUCAACAAUGGGAAAAGGCUAAAAGUUAUCAAGGUCUUACAAAUGAUAAAAGUGAAAAUGACUCCCCGAAACCACAAUCACACAUACAAUUUGAAGUAGUAAAGAGUAAAAGAAAAGCAGCAAACGGUGGUGCACAAGGUUUAAUUGAUCGUUUAAAAGAGAAAGCCCGUUCAACGCAUGAAUUACGUGUGGCUCAAUCAUUAACAAAAUUACAUAUUCCUGAAUGGUUGGAUAAAGCAAAUUGUUUACAAACAUCGGAUAUAAUUACACUGACAGCUAAAGAACAUUAUCCAAAUGAAUAUAGAGCACAAGUGAGACAACCAAUUCAAAGAUAUUAUACUAAUACAACUUAUACACCUCGUACAACAAAAUCAGUUCUAUCAUCACUCAGGUCAUUGUCUAGUACUAGUAAACCCGGUGAUAAUAAUAAUAUUACCUAUUCAAGUAUAGGCAAUACAUCAUUGUAUAAAAAAGUAGAAACAGUAGCUGAACCAGUCUGGCCAAAAUCAGACAGUACACAUCCACCAAAUUUAUACGACCAAGUCAAUUAA